GGCUGCUGUCAGAAUCUAGGCCCUCCCCUGACUUGCUCCAUACCUGGUUAGGGGAGAGAGGGGAGGAAAGCCAAGGGAAGGGACCUGGGUGAAAACAGACGAGCUGGGAGAAGCAGGAGUCCGCGUCGGGUUUUUGCAGAUGCAGAGGUUGAGGUGGCUGCAGGACCGGAAGUCGUCAGGCAGAGGUCUCGCAGCAGCCAGUAAGUGAACAGCCAGACUUGGACUGCCUGGGAGGCAGGGAGAAGGGGGCAGGGGAACGGUCAGCUGGCCAGCCGAGAAGCGAGGCCCCAGAGGAGCCCUGGGGUGGGGCGCAGCCGAGGACUCUGUUCCCUUUCCUGGACUCGGCUUCCACAGGCCCUGACCUGCCUCCCCCACCCUCCUCGGUCCUGCCCCUGUGCCUGGCAGCAGCCCCACCUCUGUGACACCCCAGCACCCCCACUCUUGCCUUGCAAAGGAGAAGGAAACGGCCCAGAGGAGGCCAGGGGCCCACCUGGGCUGAGUCUGUGGAGAGGGAGUGGCUGGGACAGAAGGAAAGAGAGAGACGGAGCUUAGAUGGAGGGAGAGAGAUUUUGAGACACUGCAAGACAGAGAUACAGUCAGAGACUGACUGAGACACAGAGAUAGAAGGAAUUAGAGAAAGGGCCACCCAGAGCCAGAUGGAGAGAGAAGUGUGGAGGUAAAGACAGGGACAUGGACAGAGAACGGCAGACAGACACGUAGAGACAGAAAGAGAAAAAUCACACAUGCACACAAAGUCAGAAUUACCAAAUGACAGGGAAUGACCCAUGGGGCGAGAGGCAGAUUCAGAGACUCGGCGCAGGGAACGGAAGGCUUCAGGCAGGCAGACAGACAGAGGGAUGCCGAGACGCAGGGAGAAGAGGGGCUUGGAGAGGUGGCACAGGCAGGCAGGCAGGAGGGCCCCCACACACACCCCGCCCCAGGGCAUUAAGGCAGGGCUUGGAGGCCAGUCAUCCUGGGCCCGCCCGGGGCCACCCCCCGCCUGCCCGCCUGCCUGGUGCCUGGCACCUGGCACUCCAACUCAACUUACCUGCUGCAGCCGCCGCGGCCACCACCGGGCCCCCAGAGCCCCAGCCCCAGAUCCCGAGCAGGUGCGGGAGAAAGGAGCGGGCAGGAGCCAGCCCCCGACUUCCCCGUCAAGUCAAGUGAUGCGGCCAUGUUCCUCCUUGUUCCCAGAGGAACCUGGGGCCCGCCCCUCCCCACUCCAGGCCAUGAGGAUUCUGCAGUUAAUCAUGCUUGCUCUGGUGACAGGACUCGUAGCGGGAGAGACCAGGAUCAUCAAGGGGUUUGAGUGCAAGCCUCACUCCCAGCCCUGGCAGGCAGCCCUGUUUGAGAAGACGCGGCUGCUCUGUGGGGCAACCCUCAUCGCCCCCAGAUGGCUCCUGACAGCAGCCCACUGCCGCAAGCCCCGCUACAUAGUUCACCUGGGGGAGCACAACCUCCAGAGGCGGGAAGGCUGUGAGCAGACGCGGACAGCCACCGAGUCCUUCCCCCACCCUGGCUUCAACAACAGCCUCCCCAACAAAGACCACCGCAAUGACAUCAUGCUGGUGAAGAUGGCAUCGCCAGCCUCCAUCACCUGGGCUGUGCGACCCCUCACCCUCUCCUCAAGCUGUGUCACCGCUGGCACCAGCUGCCUCAUUUCCGGCUGGGGCAGCACAUCCAGCCCCCAGUUGCGCCUGCCCCACAGCUUGCGAUGCGCCAACAUCACCAUCAUUGAGCACCAAGAGUGUGAGCACGCCUACCCCAACAACAUCACAGACACCAUGGUGUGUGCCAGCGUUCAGAAAGGGGGCAAGGACUCCUGCCAGGGUGACUCCGGGGGCCCUCUGGUCUGUAACCACUCUCUUCAAGGCAUUAUCUCCUGGGGCCAGGAUCCGUGUGCGAUCACUCGAAAGCCUGGUGUCUACACCAAAGUCUGCAAAUAUGUGGACUGGAUCCAGGAGACAAUGAACAACAAUUAGACUGGACCCACGCACCACGGCCCAGCAUCCGCCAUGUCUGCUUGGUGAUUGGUUCCUGUUCUCUCUGCUACUAAGAAGCCCUAAGCCAAGACCCUCUGUGAACACUCUCUGGGCCUCCUGUACUACAGGAGAUGCUGUCACUGAAUAAUCAGCCUGGGGUUUGAGAUCAGUGAGACCUGGAUUCAAAUUCUGCCGUGAACUAUUGUGACUCUGGGAAUGAUAACAGCUGGUUUGUUCGCUAUUGUGUCCCCAGUCCUGAAGACAGCUCCUGGCAUAAAUCGAGGUUUCAAUAAACAUCCCUAAAUGA
This is a messenger RNA of Callithrix jacchus (white-tufted-ear marmoset), 2289 nucleotides long. It is a transcript of the gene KLK11, whose product is annotated as kallikrein related peptidase 11. NCBI's taxonomy places the organism in Eukaryota, Metazoa, Chordata, Mammalia, Primates, Cebidae. Gene Ontology annotation, cellular component: secretory granule. Gene Ontology annotation, molecular function: serine-type endopeptidase activity. The record is from RefSeq and is a predicted model, not a curated record. Gene Ontology annotation, biological process: proteolysis.